ACAAUGGAACCAUUAAAAGUACACAUACAGUUUGGUGGUGGAGCGGAACUGUUAUUUGAUAAAAUAAAGAGGAGAGAAGUUGAAUUGCCAGCAUUAAAAAAGUAUUACCCAGAUUGCAAGCAUGAAAAAUGGUUGAUAAAAGACCUCCUUGUGUGGAUUAAAGAUAAUCUACUUAAGGAGAGACCGGAGUUAUUUUUACAAGGUGACUCGGUCAGGCCGGGCAUAUUGGUGCUCAUCAACGAUGCGGAUUGGGAACUCUACGGGGAGCUGGAUUAUGAACUGCAACAAAACGAUACCAUAAUGUUCAUAUCUACGUUACAUGGAGGAUAAAUAAAUGAUUAUAUAUUUUGUUUUUUA
Vanessa tameamea is the source of this 357-nucleotide messenger RNA. RefSeq names its product Ubiquitin-related modifier 1 (gene Urm1). The annotation marks the transcript as partial. The transcript has 2 exons. Gene Ontology annotation, molecular function: protein tag activity. The record is from RefSeq and is a predicted model, not a curated record. NCBI's taxonomy places the organism in Eukaryota, Metazoa, Arthropoda, Insecta, Lepidoptera, Nymphalidae. Gene Ontology annotation, cellular component: cytoplasm; nucleus. Gene Ontology annotation, biological process: tRNA thio-modification; protein urmylation.